This is a messenger RNA of Carcharodon carcharias (great white shark), 2347 nucleotides long. It is a transcript of the gene ctso, whose product is annotated as cathepsin O. The transcript is spliced from 6 exons. Bases 83 to 1066 code for a protein of 327 amino acids. NCBI's taxonomy places the organism in Eukaryota, Metazoa, Chordata, Chondrichthyes, Lamniformes, Lamnidae. Gene Ontology annotation, molecular function: cysteine-type endopeptidase activity. Gene Ontology annotation, cellular component: lysosome. The record is from RefSeq and is a predicted model, not a curated record.
CCGGGCGGGAGCAGUAGCUGCAAGCUGACUGACGCUCAGGGUGCACGAGCUCUUUGCGAUCCGGCUCCUUGAUUCCAGCACCAUGCCUUGGGCAUUCCUGCUUCUGUGCUUGUCCAGCACCCAACUCGCUUUCUCUGGGUCUCUCUAUUUCCAGCUAGCGGGGAACGAGAGUGGAGAGGCGUCUGCCGGUCACUCAGAGAAACUCUUCCAGCGGUUUGUAGCGAAGUACAAUCGGAGCUACUCGGCAGGGGGCCCCCAGUUUAUUCACAAAUACCAAGUGUUUCAGGAAAGCAUACAGAGACACUACACUAUGAAUCUUGUUUCUUCAAUCUUGCCGAAUGAAAGUGGCUCUGCUAUUUAUGGAAUUAACCAGUUUUCUGAUAUGUCGUCUGAAGUAUUCAGAGCAACAUAUUUAAGUUCAAGAUCAGUACAGCUUCCCAAAUACACAUCUCUUCUCAAGGAUGCCAAGAGGCCAGCAUUACCAUCAAAAUUUGACUGGAGGGACAAGAAUGUUGUUACACCUGUGCGAAAUCAGGAAUCUUGUGGUGGAUGUUGGGCAUUCAGUGUUGUGGAGAGUAUUGAAUCUUCAUGUGCAAUCAAAUGGGGGCAACUGGAGUUGCUGAGUGCACAAGAGGUUAUAGAUUGUUCUUACAUGGAUGCUGGUUGCAAAGGUGGCUCACCUAUCAGUGCACUGAUGUGGCUAAAUCAGAGCAAGGCAAAAGUGAUGAAAGAGUCGGUAUAUCCUUUCAAUGCAAAAACUGGAAUGUGCCAUUAUUUUUCAAGGUCUAUACGUGGUGUAACAAUCACAGGCUAUAAAGCAUACAGCUUCAGAGAGAAGGAUAAAACAAUUAUGGAUCCAGGGCUCAAUGCUGCCUUUUUGAGGGCUCUUAAUACUAUGGAGGAGGAAGGAGGGAGAGACGAUGACAAGUGCAAGUUCAGGAAGAGGCCACACCAGAGGUCCAGGGUGAAGGAGGACCAAAGCAAGAACAUGAGGGUCAGGAGGAUAGACCCAGACAACGGAGGCAACUCGCCAGAUCUAGGGUAUACAUAUUUACAGAUGAGUUAGAGACAAUGCUGUGCACACUUGCACUUGUCCCAAGAUCUGGUAGAUCACUGCAUUCUUCAUGAAGACCUAACAUCCUUUGGAAUGGGAGACUACCCUUGCCAUUGGCUUUAAAGGUCAUCACCAUGCUGAAUUUCUUUGCCUGCAAGUCAUCCCAGGGAUCCACAGGGUCCAGGGUACAGCAUCUCACACUCCACACAUAGAUGCAUCAAAGAGGUCACAGAUGCCCUCUACAGCAAGGCACAAAAGGUUUGCUCUUGAUGAAGAUAGCCAAGCUGCGAGAUUCAACAGCUUCGCAGCAAUCUCAGGCUUCCCAAGAAUGUAAGGUGCAACUGACUGCACUCAUGUGGCUUUCAGGUCUCCAUGGCAGCAGCUCCUAAUGUUUAUCAACCAUAAAGGCUUUCAUUCCCUCAUUGCUCAAAAGUUGUUUGAUCAUUGGGAGCAUAUAAUGCACGAUUGUGCCAGGUACCCUGCAAGUUGCCAUGACUCAGACAUCCUGAAUCACUCCCAGGUGCCUGAGAUUUUUGAAGGUCCUGAGUUUCUGCAGGGGUGGCUGCUUGGGGAUGAGGGGCACUCACUGAAACGCUAGCUGAAGACACUGGUGAGUCAGCCUCAGAGUGGUUUGGAGGAGAGGUACAACACAGCUCACAGCUCCACAUGGUCCCUAAUCGAGCAGACCAUUGGCAUUCUGAAGAUGCACUUCAGAUGUUUGGACCACUCAGAUGGCCCACUACAGUCCACUCCCGAAGGCUUUCCCGCAUCAUCACUGUGUGUUUUGCCCUUCACAACCUGGCACUGUAAAGAAGUAAUCCCUUGCCAGAGGGUGAAAUGGAGGAGGAUGAGAACUCCUCGGAGGAUGAAGAUUAGGAGGCUGGGAAGCUGAAGAGGGUGGUGCCAUAGAAGAAGCAAGAUGUGGGAGGUGUGCCUGUGACCUCUGAAUUGCAACCAGAUUCUAGCAGGAGUAAAGUGAAGACGGGAGAUGGCCACAUUUCUCUUGGCCCUGAAUGCCAUUCCAUAUCAUUAAAAGGGAUGUCCAACUGUCACAUCGAGAGCUGGGUCAUCAUCCACACUUGCUGCAUUCAGAAUUUCCAGCCGCAAGAUUCACCAGGCCAUGAUCUCUAUGACCUCAUGUAUUAUGUGCUCACUCUGGGAAGUGAGAGUCCACUCAACAGCGAGAAUGCUGCAAAAACUCACUUGAAAUAGUUGUCGCCACAUUAAUGAGAAGGGGUUACAAGCAUGUUAAUCACAUAUUUCCAAUAAAGAUUUUUACACAUCUCCCUGACA